Molecule: messenger RNA, 3413 nt
Organism: Drosophila eugracilis
Lineage: Eukaryota; Metazoa; Arthropoda; Insecta; Diptera; Drosophilidae
Gene: Leash
Product: arrestin domain-containing protein 17
Exons: 3
Coding region: 438-2006 (522 amino acids)
Biological process (GO): protein transport
Cellular component (GO): cytoplasm
Source: RefSeq, a predicted model, not a curated record
UCUAAGUUAUCGAAAGAGAGCCAGCAACUACAACAAAAACGUAUCUUGGAUCUCGUAAAUUAUAAGAAAUUUAAUUAUUCAAUCCAUUCGGGAAGCGGUCGUCAGCAAUCGAAUUAAAUUAGCUCGAUAAACACUUGUAGGCCAUGGCAAAUUAAUAGAAACGAAAAUUGGCCAAAGUCAGCGCGAAAAAGCUCCCAUUCCUCGGCGCGGUGUGUGUAGUAAAGUAAAUCGUAAAUCGUGAACCGUGAAUAGUCGAGUGCGUGUGGGGGUGCUACUAUUCUGCAUAUAUUAUUUAGGGUGGUGCGGGUUGGGUCAGUGGUGCGCUGCAGUGCAUCAACGUUUCUAUGUGGCGGCAUUUUGAUGACGAAAUUAUUUUUGGAUAAGUGCUUGAUGAAAGUGGCCAAAACGGAGGAGUCAUCAACAUCAUCAGUUGCAGAAUGGAGAGCGAGCGGUUGCGAAUCACGCUGGAUAGCGCGGAUCGGGUUUACUUCGCAGGCGACAUUAUUCGAGGAGAGAUCUGGAUGAAUGUAAACAAGCGCACAAAAAUACGCGCGAUCAAGGUGCAGGUCACCGGAAAGGGCAAGUGCAAGUGGAUGGAGAUCCUGCGCAAGAACUCAAACAACAACGAGUACUCCCGCAGCCUGUUCUACACGAGCAAGGAGGUGUAUGAGCACAGCGAGACUCCUCUGCCGGAUUUCGAACCACGUGGAUUGGAACUCUCGCCCGGGGAGCACACCUUUAUCUUUGAAGUGGCGCUGGGUCGCCAGCUUCCAUCCAGCUUUAAAGGCAGUUAUGGUGGCAUCAAGUAUAAGAUGCGUGUCCUCAUCCAGCGUCCGUGGACGUUUGACGAGCGACACACUAUUCCUUUUACCGUGGUGAAGAAUAUGCCGCUCCAGCCAUCGCAACGCAGUAUUCCCAGUUCGUUGGAGAAGCAAGUGACCAAGACGAUCAGUUUAUUUGGGACACGACCGAUAACCUUACUAGCCCUUUUGCCAGAAGAUUUUGCGGUGCGUGGAGAGCCGCUUAGAAUUUGCGCCACUGUGAUCAACAACAGCACCACCGCCGUGGAGAAGCUGCGCUUCAGCGUGCUGCAGUAUGUGACCUACUACAGUCAUGUGCCAUUGCGGGUGCAGAAGGUCGAGUGCAUCGCGGUGGCCACCAAGGAAACGGGUUCGGUGCAAAAGAAGACAGAGCGCAGCUUUGCCCAUGAAUUGCUUUUACCCGAAGGAGCUCAGCCAACGGAUGAACAGAUGAGUGGCGUUAUCACCAUCGUAUACGAGCUGCGUGUGGAGGCGGUGCUGAGGGGAUUCUUUAAGAAUUUGAUCCUUAAUCUUCCCUUCAAAGUGUACUCACAGGAUACGUCCAAUAGGCUGAGUUCACUGCGUCCGCCGCCGCCACCUCGGCCAAACGAUGGCCCACCUGGUCCGGAUGUGGGCUCUGGCAAUCCAUUCGAACCAGCCCUGCCGGUUUAUCCCUCGCUGGACUCUUCUAUUGGCUCGCCCUCACACUCUUCGCAGUUUAGCGAGUGUAGCUCGAUUAACUCUAUAACCUCGGACUCUUCAGCGGCUACUUUGAGUCCUGCUGUGGGUGGUGCCGCUGGGGCCAUGGAAUUAUCCUACACUUCUGGAUCACAGUCUUCCCAAUAUGGAAGCCCAUCGGCUAGAACUAGCUUGCGUAGCUCCAAUGUGCCGUAUAUGCCGUACUCGUCCAGCCCAUUGAUGGUGCAGUCGUAUCCGCCACCCCAUCUGCCCGCUUAUCCGAUGCCAGAGUCGCCGCAGUACUCACUCCUUGCCCUGACACCACCACCGACUGGAGUGACCGCCGCACCAGCAACUGCGAAUGGAGCAGCAGGUGGCGGAGCAGCUCCGGGUUAUAGCCAGCUGCCAUCUACUUCGGCCUCAGCCUCGUUCCUGCAGUCUCGACAGGCAUCUGGAGCCCAUGAGUUGCCACCUUCCUAUGAAGAGCUCUUCGGCUUGGCAAACGCCCCUCCGGGAACUCCAAAGUAAGGAGUGAUAGGCAGUCCUGAGCAGUCACCCAGUUACGUCCAAGCUUUGCCUAAACAUAGAGCUUCAGGUUUACUUUAUAGUGUUAUAGAGUAUCUAAAUAUCGAUUAUAUCCUACACGGUAUAUUACGCUUCGAGCACAAACCAUAAGCAAUUUGUGCACAAAUCAAUCGCACAGUGUAACCACAUAAACUGAUUUAAUUCGGCUAUAGUCUCCCAUUGAAAAGUUAUAUUCUGAUAUAUGUUUUUAUUUCGAUUUCAUUUGCACUGAUUUUAAAGUUAGGUUUGGAUAAGGCAAAUGGUUUCUUGAAGUUAAAACAUUUUCUAUCUUAUGAUAUUAUAAGACUUAACCGUUUUGUUCUAUUGACAUUUACAAGAUUGAAAAACUAUACGCAAAAUAUUUUUUUUUGUUAACUUUAUAUACCUGACAAUAAUCCGAACAACUUCUUUGCCUUGUCCACUUAACCUACAACUUGAGCUUAAAAUCACUUAUUUUUAUCUCUUAGCCAGAAAAUAUAAAGAUCUAUAGCUAGCUUGUUCGAUUGAAUUAGAUAGAAUCACAGGCAAAAACUACAACCAAUUAGGCAAACAAAAAACUCACUAUAACUAAGUAUACAUAUUAUAUUCAAACAAAUUCUAAAUUAGUUGAAAAGUAACAUAUGAAAAAGUUUAAAAAAUUAUUUAGGUAAAACCAAUUUUUUGAAUUUAAAAAGUCUGUCUUCGGCUAAACUCGAUUAUCAAAUGGAUUUUAUCCUGAUAAGCCAAACUCUGCGCAUUUUUUGAAGAGUUGAAUCUUUCGAAUUACUCAAAGACUCAUGAGUAUUUAUCUCACAAAUAACUUGAAACAUAUUUCCUGCCCGCCUAUUUAUCUGACAUCUCUUAUUUAUAUCUCCAAAGAAUCUGAUGAAAAUGGCUUAUAGAUCUAGUGUCUCAUUGAAAUUCUAUACCAAAACAGGUCUAACAUUACUAUUUAUUUCUCUCACUGCAUUAUGUGUUUAGCAUUUAAGUACUUAAGCACAAAUCGAAUAUGUUGAAGGAUAUUUUGAUUCUCUAAACAAGACAUGAAGAAAAUGAAGAUUGAAUCAAUAAGCUUUAGUGCCUCUGUAUGAUGAACAAAUCGAAUGGUUAUCGUUAUUGAACACACACAUAGGUAUCGAUAAACAAAUUUUAUACACAUAUUACCGAUAUAAAUCAUCGUUCGGAAGCAAUGUCAACUAACUUUUAGUUUUAAGCGCACGAAUGUAUAUUAUGUACGAUCAAACAAUUUCGUUUAAGGUGCUUUACAAAUCACUAUUUUUGGAUACCAAUUUUUUGUUUUCUCUUGAAUUUAGUGCAUGGUGGACUAAAUGUCAAAUUUUGAUUUACAUAAACAAGAAAACUGAAUAAAAUGUUAAUAUAAUUACAAAAAAA